Molecule: messenger RNA, 750 nt
Organism: Rubroshorea leprosula
Lineage: Eukaryota; Viridiplantae; Streptophyta; Magnoliopsida; Malvales; Dipterocarpaceae
Source: the annotation of a GenBank genome assembly
CAGAGGAUGGUGCUAGUUGUUUUUGCCCACCAAGCACCACACCACCAUGCACGAGCGACCACUAAGGAGCCACUGGCCACAACUUGAUGGAUUUUUAUCGAUUGAGAGUAGCCAUCCCAACCAAUCACAUGGUUGCCACUAUUACUGGCUUCAUGCUAAUUGUACCAAGUUGCAUUGACUCUUUGUCUGUUUCUAAGAGCUAGUAAAAUGAAAUAUGUAGAGAGAAAUCCUACCCUUUGUCCAUUUCUCGGAAUCAAUGUAAUAGAAAUAUGUAGAAAUGUGUAACCUUUUGCUUGUUUUCGGAGGCUAAGUAAAAUACAAGUCUAACCUUUUGUCCAUCGUUGAGAGCUAUAUAAAUGUAGUAAAAUUUGCUCGUUGUUUAUUGAUAGGAACUAGUGUCAGAGAUAUGUAGAAUAAAUGGUUGGCCUUUUAUCCAUUGCUAGGAACUAUGUAAAUGUGAUAGAAUCAGCUCUUUGUCUUUUGAUGGGAGGCAUGUAGAUAUAGCAAGAUAGGCUCUUUAUCCAUUGCUGGGAGUCAAUUGUAGCAGUAAACAUUGUAGUAGAGAUCAUGGCCUUGGGAAAACGUUCAACCUUGUCAUAAAGAUAAAUGUAGUCAUGUCUGGCCAUGUAUGUAAGAAUGGUAUUGAAGGAGAUCAUGUUUGCAAUAUUUCCAAUGAAGUGAGUGAACAUUGCUUCUAGCGAUACUGACUUCGUUGCAGUCAUUAGUAGAAAAUAAAAUAUAACAAAUCUG